Messenger RNA from Cloeon dipterum, 3777 nucleotides. It is a transcript of the gene gogo, whose product is annotated as golden goal. Gene Ontology annotation, cellular component: cell periphery. The coding region runs from base 213 to 3035 and encodes 940 amino acids. The transcript has 13 exons. The record is from RefSeq and is a predicted model, not a curated record. NCBI's taxonomy places the organism in Eukaryota, Metazoa, Arthropoda, Insecta, Ephemeroptera, Baetidae.
GCGAGCGGCAGCGUGCCGGCCGCUGAAGCAAGCAAAGUAUGCAGUCGGUGCCGUGUUCGUGUUGACUGAGCGUGCACUCGGCACAAGCUCCCGAGCCAGCCAGAGUCUCGCAUUCUCGGAUUCGCUCUCCAGCCCAGAGAAAUGGUUGCCGAGUCAGGAGCGACGAGCAUCGCAUCGUCACCAGGGUAGACUAACUCCAGCCACCACCAGGGAUGAGCAGCCUGUGUGCCGCGUGGCUCGCCCUCCUCACAACCUUCGCCGCCAUCGCAGCAUGUUACGAGCUGCGCUACCCUGGCGAGAUCACGGCGCUAGGCAACGACCUGCGCGUCGAGCUGUUCAACGUGACCUGGUCGGCGGUGGGUGGCAACGAUAGCGACUCAUCCGGCGACCUGGGCGUGCCGCGGGACUGGGUCGAGCUGCUGAGCAGCGAAAAUGCGACCAAGCCGCGCGCCCAGGUCAAGGUGAGUCUGCACCAGGGCCACGGCGCGCCGAUCUACUUCCCGUGCAAGCUCUUCUGGCACGGCGGCACCUACUUCCUCAGGUACAACAACGGCUCCAACAUGGCGCCCAUCACCGUCCGAUGGUACAACGUCACACUGCUCAAUGUCACCAAAGAAUUGCUGCACACGUUUCAGUCGUCGGUGCGCUUCCAAGUGAAGUUGUCGUGGCUGACGUGCCCUCAGGCGGCGUCGGUGCUGAGCGAGCACAAGGAGGACGGCGUCAACUCGACGCACCUGCAGCUGCAGCUGGUCUUCUGCGGACACUCGACCGACGGCUGCACGCCCGGCAGCAACUGGUCCAUGGUGCUACACUCGGAGCCGGUGUGGCUGGACGUGACGGCGCCGCUCGACGUCCAUCUUCCCUGUGAGCUUUUUGGACAGGCCGGUCGCUACCUAAUUUGGAUCUUGGCCGUUGGCGAGGGCCUGCCAAAGGAAGGGACGCUUCUGGUGCAGUCGCAUGCACUUCACGUCGAGUGGAGCGACAAGUUCGUCUUCAACGUGUUCGCCAGGAGCAUUUUUCCUUGCGACCUGCUGCCUUCCGCGUCGAUAGCCGGUGGAGGUAACCGCGGCGACCGGAACAUCACGGUUCUGUUCACGUACCCUGAGUGCAUCCUGGCGAACGCGGACCGGGUGCGCGUGUACGCGCGCAAGGAAACUGCCGCAGCAUCCGUGGAGCCGAGCGGCCUGAUGUACGUGGCGGAGCAACGCGUGACCAAAGGGCAGCACAGCGCCUCGUUCCCCUGCUCGCUGUUCACCGAGAAUUACCUCGAGUACUGCUUCGUGUACGUGAGCGGCGCCAAGAGCGGCGCUGCCAGUGACGUGCGGGUCGACUGCGUGCCCACUCUGCCCGUCGGCGAUUCGGCUGCUGGUGCGUGGGGAAGCUGGAGUUCGUGGACCACCUGUUCCUCCACUUGUGGUUACGGCGUGCGGAACAGAUACCGCUUCUGCGACUCGCCGCCCCCGAGGUACGGAGCAAAGUUUUGCGAGGGAAAGUCCUUAGAAUCCGAGCAGUGUCGCAACCUGUCCGCCUGCCCUGACGGCUCCGGCUGGGCGAUGAUGGGCCCUGGGGCGGUGCUGCCCGCGGAGGAGGAGCAGGUGCAGGCGGAGGUCGGUCCUGGCUGCAGGUGCGGCUGCGUGGUGCACCUGAACGCGGCGAAGCAGCGGCGACUGCUGGCCACCUCGUCGCAGAGCUGUCCGGGCCGCACCUUCUGGUUGGUGCACGCCGACGACGAGGGCCACGCCGUCGAGCUGCAGGUCGAGCACUUCCGGCUCGCGUGCCGCAAGCAGUGGCUCAGGGUGCGCGACGGCGACUCGCUCGCCGCCACCCUGAUCGCCGACCUGACCGCCGACACGCUGUCCACGCGGCCCGUCAAGGCGCUCGCCACCGGACGCUCCAUGCUGCUUGAAUUUUACUCCGAACCAGACACCAGGGACGGCGCCAACGAGUGCAAGGGCGGCUUCUUGGCACACGCCCAGCAGCUAGCUGUUGGAGUGCAGAACGCGAGCGUGCAGCCGCUGCUGUCGGGCGUGAGCGCCGUGGACGCUGAGCCGGAGUUGGAGGUGCCGCUGCGGACGGCGACGCACCUGGCGGCCGUCGGCUUCAUGGCGAUGGUCGUGCUGCUCUCGUGUCUGCUUUUGCUGCAGUACGUGGUGCGUUACCACAAGUACCAACGCACCGCCGGCGCCGAACCCAUCUCGCCGUGCCACAGCCUCGGCGGAAGCGUCGGCAGCAGGUUCACGUCCAACACGACGCUGUCUGAAAUCAUCUCGCUGCGGCACUUUGGCGGCGGCAGACGCAGCGGCAAGCACGAGAGACUCAAGGAGGAAAAAGUGGCCAGCGAGAUAAAGGCGCCGAAAGCGGCUUUGGAGGAGGAUGACGAGGUGGCCGGGUCCGUCGAGUCGCUGCCGGAAAAGUACGACGAGGACAGCAGGGAGAAGGAGCACGAGCACGAAAUUUCGGACUCAGAGCGAAAGCCGCUGACGCCCAAAGUGAACAGGAAACAGCACUUUUCGCCCGGAAAGAGACGCAAAGCGAGGCAAAAAAUUAGGUUGCAAAAGGCGAGCAUCAGUCCUGUGAAGGAAGACUCGACGGUGAAAAGCGAGUCGAGCGAAUGCGUGCAGCAGCAUACGGCGGCGCCGCCGGUGGCCAAGGCGAACAAGGAGAAGCAGAACCGGGCCAAGUGCCUUCUGCAGAAGGUGCUGCCGUCGCACCAGCGGGUGCUGCAGACCGGCGGCUCCGAGUACUCGCUGACGGGCACCGAGAGCGAGAUGGAGAUGGACUACUACGACUACAACGUGCAGAACGCGAGCGCCGUGCCGGGCUCGUACCUCGGCAUGGACCCGGCCUACCUCGUGUGGAUCCCGCCGGCCACGCCCACCGACUCGGUGGACGCCGAUGACGACGACGAGCGGGUCGUCUUCGAGUGCGCCGACAACCGGACGCGCGGCGAGAUGCUCAAGCUGCAGACGCUCGCCGGCGAGCAGGACCUCGACGACGAGAUCAAGUUCGCCGAUGACGAUGAGGACGAGGCGUGACUGUGAUUUCUUCCCGCCCGCUUUUGCUCGCAAGGAAAUUCUCCUCAGGAUUCGACGGAAUAAAAUUUUUGAUUUGACGGAGUUUGCUCUGAAGGUCCUAAAUCCUUUCACGGAAAUCGAAUUCACAAUUUGCUUACAAUUAGUGUUUGAUGGCGCCACUGUAUUACUACUUUCUAUUUUCGGGCACUUCCGGUGGGAUUUAGGACUCUUAAGAUGUGCUGGAAACCACAAUCAGUUAAGCCAAUCGCCGUAGAAACGUAAAAAAUAAUUUUAUGAUACAUUAAAGUCAUUUUCCAACGAUUUUACGGCAGUUGGCUGACUGAUUUUAGUUUCUUAAAACUUUCAAACGUUGCUAAAACCGUCAAAUCCAAAAAAAGACUCGAAUCCUUAAAGAGUUUCCUUGUUGGAAAACAUACUCUCUAAUCCACCACCAUUGAUUGCUGUGAAAAUGAUCUCAAGUCCCGGCUUUAUUUUUAUUUAGGGGAAAAAGGACCACUGUGUAUUGUUUUUUUCUUAAGUUUUGAAAUGAUGGACGAAUUUAACCCGAGUAUUGUUCGAUGCUGACUUUAUGAGAGGGACAAAAGUGUCAUAAUUGACGUCAUCACUUCUUUUGUCCUCAAAAGGCCCUUUGUUUGACUUUCAUUAUUGUUCGCCAGCAAGAAUGACGUCAUUGAUACUGUCCGAAUUUAUACAAAAGUUUGCACGUUGUAGUCCUCGAGACCGUAAAGAGCCGAACGCCUAU